CGUCCUCCUCUCCGCCCUGCACGGUGGACUGCAGCGUGAUGUGCACACAAGCGAUGGGAAUAAGUGCGUAGACAGCCUGCGUGCCUCAACCAUCCCUGUGAUUUGUAGAUCAGUGACAGAGGACGCACUUGUUCCGACGUAUGUGAACUGCACCCCGGUGUAUUUGGAUGCAAAGUCAGCCCACAGACUGACAGCUCGGUGCUCGAAAUGUCACGUCUUUUUUGGAAAUAAAGCCUGUUUGAAUACGACGGAUCUCCGGACAGCUGGCUGAACAGCGCGGACAGUGACUCCCGGGAGCGUUUUACUUUGUCGCCAAAUUUGGGUUACUGACCUGGAUGGUGCCUCUUACUCGGAUGCAACCACACGCCCAUGCGACGAUGUCGGUGGAUGUUGCUGCCCUCAGUGUGCAGGUUAGGUUACAGUAAACGCUAAUUGUUUACGUAUUAAAAUAAAUCUGUUUGGGGCGGAAGACGCAAGCAGGGACUGGAGGCCUACAAUGUUUUUACAGCACAUUAUGUAAUAUAUAACCGUAUUCUAUUAUUAUUAUUAGAUAUUAAGACGGGGUGUUGAUUUAUUGAUAAAGAAAACAUGGAGCCGGAGUGGAUCAUUUCAUCGCCUUAUUUCAUCUCGUCCACUCGGAUCAGAGAUACUGUAAUGCUGCGCUGCCUCCAUGCAAACCUCCGUUAACAAUAUUUUCCACCUUGUUGCCACCGUGUGAUGGUUUCUGUCUCUCCUAAAGAAGCCGUGGACAUUUUAAAAAAGAAAAACCCCUCAACUUCGCCAACAAGACUGUUGAUUGAUGACCUGACACUAACCAUGCGUGCUCUUGAGGCAGCAGGAUAAUGAUAAACGCUGGCAUCCUUUUAUUGUCUCCAGUGAAGAAGAGUUUCUUUUCUAACCGAGGAUGUGUCACCAUCACAAAUGUAGCCCGUCAGAAGAGGCGACUGAACCAGGCCGCUGCACAGAGACGGAGGUGGGUUUGUUGUGCUCAGACUUGGCUGGAUGCUGAACAUGGUGCCACUUUACAGCUCUGUAUUGAAUACCUGCCGAUCUGCCGCCGUCGGCUUGUUUCUGUAAUUCCCCAGCUGUCUUAAAAUGGACGGGGCCUUUUUGAUAAAGGCUAUUCAGGGACGUUGAACCGGCUCAUCAUGAGUGGCCAUGCAUGCGGGAUUUAGCCUGGACCGGCUUGUCGGGAUGUAGGGCGAAUAUCCGCGGAUAUUUCCAAACACAGUAUAGAAGAGAGGAAAACAGCCCUUGUUCAUGGAGAUGGCUGGCGGGGGUGGUGCAUCUACACUGGGCUGGAUGAGAAAUAAUGAGGACCCCUGCUCAGAGGAUUUCGCUCAGCUCAAACAUAGACUGCGGUUUUUAUUGGCAGCCUAAAUAGUCCACAUUUCAUGCUAAAUUUAAUCAGUUGUGGUUUUAAUAUCACCUCUGAGUGUUUCUGUAGCUCCCAAAGUCAAGUUGUCAGUGGGCUGAUAUUAAUUACAGAAGAGGUUCAAAACUAUAAAUCACUGUUAAAUUAAGUCUACUUAAUUGUAACAGCAAUAUAGGGAAUUAUUAUUAAGUAGGCUAUGUAACUGUUUUAUUAAUUGUAAGCAGCAUUUGAGAGACCAGUGAGAGAAAUAAUGUCUGGAUUUAAUUUCGCAACUCGCUCACUGAUCAGGGUUUCAUCAGAGCUGCUGCUUCUGAGAUAAACACAAAAUCAAGUCUCCUGUGAGAGUAGACGCUUUUUUAUAAUACACAACUGUGGAAACAGUCAAUUAGGUUUCGGGGGUGGGGGGGGGGAGGGGAGGGGGUGGGAAGCUACAGUCAUGGAUCUGCUCUGCUGAGAGUCAUUGUUUGACCUGAUGUACAUUGUCCCUGAGUGAACUUGCCUUUGGGAAUACAUGUUACUUACACACUGCGUAGCAACAGCACAGCAGCAACCGGUGACAGGAUUUGGCAGAGUUUCAACAGCGAGAUGUGGUGAUGGGGGAGAGCAGUUGCAGCUCUCUGGUCCUCUGAUCCCCUCUCCCCUCCACUGGUGGUCGAGGACACCGCGUCUCUGUCAAUGGGCCCUGUAUGGAUUUUGUGCCUGAGUUGACAGGGGGCAGACCUACAGCGUCAAACAGCAGUCAGGCUGCCAUGAACCCAUACGGCAGAGCGAGCAGCACGGCAGCCCCCCUGUCCUGCACCAGCUGUGGGGGCUGCUGCUCCCCGCCUCCCCCUUGCCUAAUCCCACUCGGGGCCCCCUCCUCAACUACCUCCUCCUCCUCCAUGCCCCCGAAUAUGACCCCUCCGCCACCGAUGUGUCCGGCCCCGGUCGUGCAGGUGGAGAAUGGAAGCAGCUGGAACUCCUCCACCAUCUCCUCCUCCGGCUCCCCAGACUCCCACCCUGGUCACCGCUGUGGGGCCAAGAACCCAAACCCCUACUGGACAGCAGUGUUCGACUAUGAGGCCACAGCAGAUGAGGAGUUAACCCUGCGGCGCGGGGACCUUCUUGAGGUUCUCUCCAAAGACUCCAAAGUGUCUGGGGACGAGGGCUGGUGGACAGGCAAGAUCCAGGACAAGGUGGGUAUCUUUCCAUGCAACUAUGUCACGAGGGGGGGCGCUGCCAACUACCAGCAACUGACCGCAGGAGGGCUGGUGGCAGGCGGGGUGGGUGACUGCCCCGUGGAGAUAGACUUCUCAGAACUGCUCCUGGAGGAGGUAAUUGGAGCUGGUGGAUUUGGGAAGGUGUAUAAAGGAGAAUGGCGAGGAGAAGAAGUAGCAGUAAAGGCUGCCAGGCAAGACCCUGAUGAGGAUAUUAGUGCCACAGCAGAGAGCGUGCGGCAGGAGGCCAGGCUGUUCUGGAUGCUCCGGCACGCCAACAUAAUCGCUCUCCGUGGGGUCUGCUUGCGGGAGCCCAACCUGUGCUUGGUGAUGGAGUACGCCAGAGGGGGUGCUCUGAACCGAGCACUUGCUGGAAAGAAGGUUCCUCCGAAGGUUUUGGUGAAUUGGGCGGUCCAGAUUGCCACAGGGAUGGACUACCUGCACAACCAGGCAUUCGUACCCAUCAUCCACAGAGACCUCAAGUCCAGCAAUAUCCUCAUCCUGGAGCCAGUAGAGCGGGAUGACUUGAGCGGGAAAAUCCUGAAGAUCACAGACUUCGGUCUGGCCAGAGAGUGGCACCAGACCACCAAGAUGAGUGCAGCGGGGACCUACGCCUGGAUGGCCCCCGAGGUCAUCAAGCACUCCCUCUUCUCCAAGAGCAGCGACGUGUGGAGUUUCGGCGUGUUGCUGUGGGAGCUGCUGACCGGCGAGGUUCCCUACCGGGAGAUAGAUGCUCUGGCGGUAGCUUACGGUGUUGCCAUGAACAAGCUAACGCUCCCCAUCCCCUCAACGUGCCCUGAACCUUUUGCUCAGCUGCUGGGAGAGUGCUGGAGCCCAAACCCCCGCAGCAGGCCCUCCUUCACCAGCAUCCUGAGCCGACUGCUGGCCAUCGAGCAGUCGGCCAUGUUUCAGAUGCCUCUGGAGUCCUUUCACUCUUUACAGGAAGACUGGAGGCUGGAGAUCCAGCAGAUGUUUGACGAGCUCCGGGCCAAAGAGAAGGAGCUGAGGUCUUGGGAGGAGGCGUUAGCUCGAGCAGCCGAGGAGCAGAGGGAGCAGGAGGAGCAGCUGAAGAGGAGAGAGCAGGAGCUGGCGGAAAGGGAGAUCGACAUCGUGGAGCGAGAGCUGAACAUCAUCAUCCACCAGGUGUACCAGGAGAAACCCAGCGUCAAGAAAAGAAAGGGCCACUUCAAGAAGAGCAGAUUGCUGAAGCUGGGCCGAGACAGCAACUGCAUCAGUCUGCCCUCUGGCUUUGAGCAUAAGAUCACAGUUCAAGCGUCUCCCAGCGUGGACAAGAGGAAGACUCAGGGGAGCGAGAGCACCACCCCGCCUGCCAGCCCGGGGGUCAUACCCCGGUUGAGAGCCAUAAGAUUGACACCGAGCGAUGGCAGUAAGACGUGGGGCCGCAGUGCAGUGUGUAAGAAGGAAGACCUGUCGAACGCCAAGAAGAAAGGACGCACCUGGGGGCCGAGCUCCACCCACCAGAAAGAGAGGGUCGGCGGGGAGGAAAAACUGAAAUCACUGGGUGAGGGAAGCAAAGUUUGGUCCUCCAGUGCACCAAAUCUGGGCAAGUCCCCCAAACAUGCACCCAUGAGCGCUGGCUUCUCCAGCCUCAACGAAAUGGAGGAGUGCUGUGAGUUUGAGGAGUCACCAGGGUCCUUGCUGCCCUCAGAUACCAGCAGUAACGGGGCUGUGGAGGACCCAGGGUCCCUGUGGGGCAGCCAGGGGCCCAACACUGUGCCUGCUCUUGGUAAUACGAGCUCCUGUCAGGGGCCCGGCGGGUUGGGGAUGGGGGCGAGCCACCAGGACUCGCUCCGUCGCUGCAGCCAGAGGAAGAAGAGUGAUAUGUUGCUGUUGGGUUGCGCCUCUCUGCUCGCGUCUGUUGCCCUCGGACAAGACCUGCUGCAGCUGGGGAAACUACAGGUGCUUCAGGAUGAGCAGGACCUCAGAGAGGAGCAGCGUAAGAAGAAGGAGGGUCUCUUCCAGCGGACGGGACGUUUCCGUCGCAGCACCUCUCCGCCCAGCCGAAACCUCUCCCUCUCCCUCUCUAGACAUCACGACUCAACACUCCCCUGCAUGGACCCUUCUCCCUCUGUUACACUCCUCUCUUUGUCCUCUCUGUCUGACUGCAACUCCACCAAGUCCCUUCUUCCCUCCGACCCAGACGAGUACCCCCUGACGCCGAUGACAGGGGUCAAAACACCGGCGGCGCCACCGGCUCCUGCCCUCAACCCGCUCUUGGACCUGCGGGCGGAGAGCUUCAAGAAGGAGCCCAACCAGUCGCUCACACCCACCCACGUGUCUGCAGCCAUGGCCCUGAACAGAGGACACAGACGGACCCCUUCAGACGGGGCAAUACGACCCCGAGCUCAAACUCUGGGACACCACAGGACGCCGUCAGAUGGAAGCAUGCCCAUGCCUCCUCCGCCGGGAGCUCCACACAAAACUACUAACAAAGGUACACAGGACACCCUGGACAUCCCCCGCCUCCCUGACCCCUCCACCAUCUUCCCAGUCCCCCAUCGACGUAAAGCCCCAGCUCCACCGAUCCCUGACCCAGAUCCUCUCUGCCUCAUCAGCCCCCUGGAGAGACCCAAGACGCUGGAGUUUGCCCCCCGGCCACGGCCCACCCCGGUCAGGAUGAGAGCCGACCCCUGGAAGCUGGGCUCUCUCUCCCGGACCCUCAGCUCGUCGCCGGGUAGCAGCUGUGACAGCCCCCUCGGUUCAGGGGACAGCAACGCCAGCACCGCACGACCCAACCUGAUGGACAUGGACGUGGAGGGCCAGAGUUCGGACCCCACCGUUCCUCUGUGUGGAAAGCGGCAGCCUGCCACUCUGUGUGGACAACAAUACUCGUAGUGACAAACAGCAGGUGAACAUUUCCAAGUCUACUGCUUUGCAUUCAAACCUGUUCCAGGACAUUAGAGCUCGGGCUGAAUAAGGAAUGCCUACUGAUUUCUGAGCCGAGCUAAGUUUGCAAAGACAUCCCACUUCUUGUCAUGUUUCAGGCACUUACUGGAGGCCGUUCCUCUCAUGUGCCCUUGUAGUGUCCUAAUAAGGUGUGAAACCCUUACAGCAAGCCUUUCCCUGAUAGUGCUCUCCAACCUGCACGGCACUGAGGGUCCUAGAGGCCUUUUAAAAGCCUUGUAGUGUGCUCACCCACCUACCUUACCCAACACUUCUUUCCCUCCUUGGAAGUGGUGCUUCUUAGUGUGUCAUGACCAGCUUGCAUUUCCUACAAGACUCACGACCUUCAAAAGCCAUUCAAAUACUUAAAAAGCCACUUUUUUGACUUUGCUAAAUGUUCAUUUCAACCCAUCUGCUUCCGCUUUUGCCUGUCCACUUUCUGCUUGCAACUGUUCUGUCUCUCACAUAAAGACCGCAGAAAAAUGUUCAUUCACAUUUCACCAAAACAUUCAUUGUUUCAGGAGUGUUUCCCAGACAAAAAGCUGGAGCUGGACUGUUUAAAAUUCUUAAUAGAGAGUGUCCUUGCACGUUGUUUGUUCUGCCAGUGCACAAACAUCUCCCAUAAACUCUCCUUUGUCAGCUCUGCCUUCAUCCUCACAUGUGUCAUCUCUGCACGGGGGUCAUCAUCCAUCUUCCCUCCAAGACUGAGACAGGAAAAAACCUUUUUCUCACUGCAAUGGUGGACUGGUUACAUCCUCAGCCUUGUACAGUAAAAAACAGAGUUUAUUUUCUCAGUGCUUGCAACCAUCCCUACCGCAACCUGUUAGCAAAAAUGUUUUUCUGUUGGUUCUGCAGACCAGGUGUGUUUCUCUCUGUGUGAAUGUGUAUAUAUUGCUGUAGAUGUGUGGAAGAACAAAAUGGGUUUAUUUAUUUUUUUGCGUGCUUGUGCUUUUUCAGUGCAUGUUGUUUCAUGUGUGAAGCGUUCGCUGUACGCUACUUAUUCAAAAUAACACGCUUUCUCAUGUUUUUAACAUGUUUUUUAAUUUUAUUUGUCGAAAUAAUUCCUCACUAUCAGCCAGUAGCACUCUGUACUGUAUGGAUCCCCGUUCACGCCACUGAAAUGGACCCAAAAGAAGGAAACACUGAGGGACAAUGACUUGUUGGACCUUUUGGACGCUUCAUAUUCUCUUCUGACCUCUUGUAUUCAACAUCAGUGGCACUUUAGGAGCCAUGUUGUGCAACUAGUUAGUCUCUCUGUGGACUAGUGGACUCUAGUCACGGCUGACAAAUCAACCUUUAUCUGCGGAGUUGUUUUCGCACAGUGGACAGUUCGUCUUGGCUGCAGGUGGCAUUUACUUGACAGUGCACAUUUCUGAGUGCGUCUGUGUGUGUGAAUAUGCGUGUGUGUGUUUGUUAUUAUUUGUAUGGGAUGAUGACGAUCCCAUCGGUAGAAGAGUGAGCCCAAACUCAUUCUCCUCGUGUGGUUAAGAACACUGAGUAUUUAUUACAUUUAUUGUUAUUACUGGAAAGGAUUCAUUAUUAUAAUUAUGAUGCUCUUCCUGGGAUAUCUGUAUAUAUUUGUUAAUAUAACAGGAAAAACCAAGGAAAACCUGGAAAACUGCUUAUUGAAACAUCCAUGUUGUCUCCAGUCUCAACCUGUGACAUUUCUGGGUUCAAUGAGGAAUAAAGUUUGAAAUGUGAUAAAUGAGAGACGAAUAAAAAAACAAAGAAAGAUG
Messenger RNA from Siniperca chuatsi (mandarin fish), 7211 nucleotides. It is a transcript of the gene map3k10, whose product is annotated as mitogen-activated protein kinase kinase kinase 10. The record is from RefSeq and is a predicted model, not a curated record. Gene Ontology annotation, biological process: positive regulation of apoptotic process; protein phosphorylation. Bases 2062 to 5427 code for a protein of 1121 amino acids. The transcript has 11 exons. Gene Ontology annotation, molecular function: protein binding; JUN kinase kinase kinase activity; ATP binding. NCBI's taxonomy places the organism in Eukaryota, Metazoa, Chordata, Actinopteri, Centrarchiformes, Sinipercidae.